Cydia strobilella is the source of this 2736-nucleotide messenger RNA. RefSeq names its product congested-like trachea protein (gene colt). Lineage: Eukaryota; Metazoa; Arthropoda; Insecta; Lepidoptera; Tortricidae. The transcript has a single exon. Gene Ontology annotation, cellular component: mitochondrial envelope. The record is from RefSeq and is a predicted model, not a curated record. Gene Ontology annotation, molecular function: O-acyl-L-carnitine transmembrane transporter activity. Gene Ontology annotation, biological process: carnitine transmembrane transport; mitochondrial transport. The coding region runs from base 180 to 1076 and encodes 298 amino acids.
CACGAAACUCACGAAAGCGGACUUGGACUUUGACAUUUCAAUCAACUAGAUUUUAAACUGUAAUCGAGUAGGAAAUUUAAGACAAUCAGGACAAGAACAGCUUUAUAGCUGUUGACCCUGAACCAACGUAGACUUGUAGUUCCUACUCUCCCUUCGAACAAAACGAUACAAAUCUAAAAAUGUCUGAAAAAAGCAGCCCGAUUAAAUAUUUUUUAAGUGGUGGAUUCGGUGGUGUAUGCACAGUGUUAGCUGGUCAUCCCAUGGAUACAGUGAAAGUAAGAUUGCAAACUAUGCCUCUGCCGAAGCCGGGCGAAGCGCCUUUGUACAGCGGUACUUUCGACUGCUUCAAGAAGACUAUCAACAAGGAAGGUUUUCGUGGUUUGUACAGGGGCAUGUCGGCGCCCUUAACUGGGGUAGCGCCCAUUUUCGCGAUCAGUUUCUUCGGAUUCGGGCUCGGUAAGAAACUGAUAGCUCGUUCUGACGACCAGGUGUUUUCUAAGCCGGAGCUGUUCGCCGCGGGCGCCUUCUCCGGGAUCUUCACGACGUCCAUCAUGGCGCCCGGCGAGCGGAUCAAGUGCCUGCUGCAGAUCCAGCAGGGCGGCAACGCGCCGCAGAAGUACGCUGGCAUGGUUGACUGCGCCAGACAGUUAUACCAGGAGGGCGGCAUGAGGAGCAUCUACAAGGGCAGUGUAGCAACUAUUUUAAGAGAUGUGCCAGCCAGUGGUAUGUACUUCAUGACCUAUGAAUGGGUGAAAGAAGUGUUGGUGCCGGCCGAUGCGAGCUCUAAAGUGAAAAUGCUGGCCACUAUAGUUGCAGGUGGUUGCGCUGGGAUAGCUAACUGGCUUGUAGGUAUGCCAGCUGACGUGUUGAAGAGUAGGCUGCAGACAGCACCUGAGGGAACAUACCCUAAUGGUAUGCGAGAUGUGUUCAAGCAGCUCAUGGAACGAGAAGGCCCGACAGCCCUGUACAAAGGUGUAACUCCCGUCAUGCUACGAGCGUUCCCGGCAAACGCAGCAUGCUUUGUUGGCUUUGAGCUAGCCAUCAACUUCUUGGACUGGGUUGCACCAAACCUUUGAUAGUGUUAUAAUGAACUAGAUCAACAAUAAUUAUUUGUACAGUAUACUAGUAUAAGAUUCCUGUAAGUUUUAAAUGCAAUUUAACUAUAGAAAGAUGUAAAUCAGAUAUAUUUUUUUGGCUUGACUCAUGACGGUGCUACUUGCACUUGAUGCCAAAAUAAAUAACCUUAAUUUGGCAGGUAAUAUUUGUAAGAGAUCAUGUUUAUUUUUUACUACUAAUUGUUUACAUCACUGCCUAACAUUAUUAGGACUUAUUUAAAAGAAAAUUUAUGUAAUUACUUGUUUUGUUUACAAGUUCAUUGUGUAAUAAAAACCGAAUAAUAUAUGAGUUGAAUACUUUUUAAUGUAUAAUUUGAGUCUGCAGUAUGUGUUUUCCAAGUAGACUGCCUGCUAACCAGAUUUUAUUAGUAAAAAAAAAAAAUGAUUAUUUUCUCUAAUCCUUUGUCUCAAUUUUUCAUUAGUCUCUCAAUUUCUUACUAACUAUAGUUAACUAUAUCUAAAUUAUAUUCAAUAAAAAGCAAAUUACUUAGUAAAAUUUCUAUUUGUUUUUUACCUUGGUUCAAACAAUUCAAACCAUUAUCUGUAAUCCUUGAUAAUAACAUUUUCUUUUGUAAAACAAAACUAAUGAUUCACAGGGAAAAGAUGUGUUCAUUUAGUAUAGGUUGCCAGAUCCUACUAAAAAAUUGUUACAAAUUAGUGGAUCUUUUGUUACACAAUGUAACACUUAAUUAUUAUAUUGUUUAAUACCCUAGCAGCUGAAAGCUGAAUUGUGUACAAUUCAUUUGUCACCCUUAUAAAGCUUAUCAGUUUUGAUAAAUAAUGUGUGCCCACCCUCAGUGCUAGGAUUCUAUUGUAUACUCAAGUAUAUAACCUUAGUACUUGAGGAAUGAAAGUGGUUGGCAUUAUAAGGGUCUCAACCUAAGCCACAAAUAUAGUGAUAUAUUUUUAAUGUGUGUAGAUGUUUUCUUUAGUGUUUAUAUAAUGUUAUAACAGACAAUAGCUGAUAACAGAUUAUAUGACAGAUAAGGUUUAAGUGCCUUUUAUUAUACAUAUUUAUCAAGAUAUUGUGUAUCUUUAACUCCUUAUACUUUGGACUGCAGAUUACUCUAGAGCAGUGUUAUUCAAACUUUUUCAUGAUGCGACCCCCUUGGUACGAACUUAAUAUUUCACUUAUGUGUUGUUUUGAGGCUGGCAGAGGCUUAGCGACCCUCCAGGGGGUCGCGACCCAGUUUGAAAACACAGGUCUAGAGAUUUCAAUUGUGUAGAUAAAUUAAGACGCAUCAAUAUUAACCUUUCAUAUAUGUGUGGUGAUCAAAACUCGUGGAUUCAAACCUCAGUUGUGCUGUAUAGAGCAGAAAAAAAUAUUCUCAAAAAAAAAGAUGUUGAAUAAAUUGGUCCGGAUCCUUAUCUAUCAGUUAUCAGUAUCACACACAGACAAGAGGGUAAUUUUAUUAACCUAUUUUUGUUUAUUGUAUAAUAUCAUUCUGCAUAUUGUCUUGUAGUUGAUAAUAGUGGUCAGUCUCUCUAAAUUGCACAAACUAUUUAAAACAAACUAAAAAAAUACAACAAACAACAUGUCAAUACUUGCAAAUAUUUAUUUCUCAGUCAUUUAUUAGUUCAUAAUAACAUGACAAUUUUAGUAAAACUCUCUUCUGAAAUU